AUUCCACUCUCAAGCCAGCUAUGAGCGACAUUGCCCGUCUAAAAAUCGAGCACUGACCCUUCCUUUUGCUCAUCUGUCCCUGUUAUUCUGUUCAAGUUUUUCUCCGUUUGUUAGGAACCAGCGCACUUAUUUGAAUUUGGGAGCUGAAACCUUCCUAUUUCUGAUCCCAUUGCUGGGUACCCGAAGCGCCAUUUUUCAUACCAUACUGAGAAUUUUGUGUUGAAGUCAAAUCUUCAUUCUUGUUAUCAAACGGAGGAUGACAGGUCGGGACCCAUCUUCUGCCUGUGUCGAGGUUAAAGUUAAUCCACAGCGGGGGGGCAACAUAAUCCGUCCGGGUGGUGCACCCACUCCCCCGCCAGCGUCGCGAAGGGUCUCUCCAUUGCCGGUUGAUCCUAUUAGGCGGGACUCCAGGCUGUUCAAGAGGUGGUUGCCAUGGCUGGUGCCAUGCUUUGUGACCGCCAACAUCACUAUAUUCAUUCUCACUAUGUACGUAAACAAUUGUCCCAAGCAUUAUGUGGGCGAUUCUUGCUUUCCUAGCUUUCUGGGCAGAUUCUCGUUUCAGCCCCUUAAAGAGAAUCCUCUCUUUGGCCCUUCUUCAUCAACACUAGAAAAGAUGGGUGCUCUAGAAGUGGACAAAGUGGUUCGUAGACACCAAGCCUGGCGCCUGAUAUCUUGUAUGUGGUUGCAUGCUGGCAUUAUCCAUGUGCUUGCCAACAUGUUGAGUCUUCUCUUUAUCGGAAUCCGGCUUGAGCAAGAAUUUGGGUUUGUUCGAAUUGGAUUGCUGUAUUUAAUAUCUGGUUUUGGGGGAAGUUUGUUGUCUGCUUUAUUCAUACAAUCAGGCAUCUCGGUUGGUGCUUCGGGUGCAUUAUUUGGCUUAUUGGGAGGCAUGCUAUCAGAGCUUUUAACAAAUUGGACAAUUUAUGCUAAUAAGUGUGCUGCAUUGUCGACUCUUAUUGUCAUCAUUAUAAUCAAUUUAGCUGUUGGAGUACUUCCCCAUGUAGAUAAUUUUGCUCAUAUUGGAGGGUUUAUCUCUGGUUUUCUUCUUGGAUUCGUCUUUUUGGUUCGCCCCCAGUUUAAAUGGGUUAGCCAAUCUCGUUCUGCAUAUGCUGCGCCUCUUGUGAUUUCUAAAAACAAACCUUAUCAGUACGUGCUGUGGGUAAUCGCUUUCAUGCUACUGGCUGCCGGAUUGAUAACUGGGCUGGUUCUGCUCCUUCGAGGGGUUAAUCUGAAUAACUACUGUUCAUGGUGUCAUUUUUUAAGUUGCGUCCCCACGUCAAAAUGGAGCUGCAAAUCUCAACAAGUUUACUGUGAGUCAACCCAAAUGGGAAAGCAACUUAACAUGACAUGCUUGAGCAAUGGAAGAAGUCACAUUUAUCCGCUGUCCAGCAGUAGUCCUUCCCAGGUUCAACAGCUUUGUUCUCAACUUUGCAAUUGAUAGAUACACACAUUCAGGAGGUUAAUCAUAUUUCCUGACACACCAAGUCAUUCAUCUAGCAAACGAUUUCUUCUUGCUUGGGCAGAGAUCUUAUUCCUGUUUUAGCAACGGUGAUUGUUAUUAUCACUAUCACGAGUGUAUUCUUGUUGACACCGUUGCUUCUUGGCUAUGAUUUGUAUGUGCAAGUAUUCCUUUGUACCAGGAAGGUGCACGGUGAGAGUUGUAUUAGGUUAUAAUGGAAAAAAGAACUUUUGGAGAUGUGAAUUGCUGUCAAAAGGAUUGCUCAGAGCAAGGUGCAUUGCUUCAGAUUCUUUGUUGAGGAUCUUGUACAGUUCUUUGUGUAAAGCUAUGGCUAAUAAUCUAAUAUCGAUGUUUUGUUUUGGGAUUC
Prosopis cineraria is the source of this 1823-nucleotide messenger RNA. RefSeq names its product RHOMBOID-like protein 1. Bases 257 to 1435 code for a protein of 392 amino acids. Gene Ontology annotation, biological process: proteolysis. Gene Ontology annotation, cellular component: membrane. The record is from RefSeq and is a predicted model, not a curated record. NCBI's taxonomy places the organism in Eukaryota, Viridiplantae, Streptophyta, Magnoliopsida, Fabales, Fabaceae. The transcript is spliced from 6 exons. Gene Ontology annotation, molecular function: serine-type endopeptidase activity.